Molecule: messenger RNA, 315 nt
Organism: Purpureocillium takamizusanense
Lineage: Eukaryota; Fungi; Ascomycota; Sordariomycetes; Hypocreales; Ophiocordycipitaceae
Gene: ACB1
Product: acyl-CoA-binding protein (ACBP)/diazepam binding inhibitor (DBI)/endozepine (EP)
Exons: 3
Coding region: 1-315 (104 amino acids)
Biological process (GO): fatty acid metabolic process
Molecular function (GO): long-chain fatty acyl-CoA binding
Source: RefSeq, a predicted model, not a curated record
AUGUCUGCCCCUCAAAGCGAAGCUUUCAAGAAGGCUGUCGUCGACUCCAAGAAGCUCACUAGCAAGCCGAGCAACGACGAGCUGCUCGACCUCUACGCCCUGUACAAGGUUUCCAUCGGCGAGGACAUUUCCAAGGCCCCCGCCCCCGGCAUGUUUGACCUCAAGGGCAAGGCCAAGAAGAACGCCUGGCAAAAGGUCGUCGACGAGGCCAUCACCCCCCAGCAGGCCCAGGAGCGGUACGUCGAGCUCGUCGAGAAGCUCAAGGCCUCUUGCGGCUACGACGAGAACAAGGAGCCCGAGGCCGUCGGCAACUAA